Gordionus sp. m RMFG-2023 is the source of this 333-nucleotide messenger RNA. Its product is annotated as CCHC-type zinc finger nucleic acid binding protein-like. The transcript has a single exon. Lineage: Eukaryota; Metazoa; Nematomorpha; Gordioida; Chordodea; Parachordodidae. Gene Ontology annotation, molecular function: nucleic acid binding; zinc ion binding. The record is from RefSeq and is a predicted model, not a curated record. Bases 1 to 333 code for a protein of 110 amino acids.
AUGGUAAGAGAUUCCCAAGAAACGAAAUGUUUCGAAUGUGGAAAAUUUGGGCAUAUAGCUCCUUAUUGCCCGGGAAAGUGUCAUAAAUUACGUUGUGCGGGUUGUGGACGAUUUGGUCAUAAUAGGGAAGAAUGCAAUAUUGCCAAUUUCAAUACAAGGGGCGGUUUUCCACAGAGAAAUAUGGCUCAAAUUGCUCCAAAUAUAAGAAUUCUUGAAAGCGGGAAAAAUAAGGAUAUAGAAAUAUCCAAUUUAACGGAGAAUAAAAGUUUAAAUAAUAUAUGUUUUCGAUGCCGCAAGGAAGGACAUGUGGCGAGAGAAUGUCAGUAUUUGUGA